Molecule: messenger RNA, 384 nt
Organism: Strongylus vulgaris
Lineage: Eukaryota; Metazoa; Nematoda; Chromadorea; Rhabditida; Strongylidae
Source: the annotation of a GenBank genome assembly
AUGAAAACUCUAGCACCUGGUAGAUUAUUUGCCAUUGGAGGUGGCCGUUUCAAUACUACAGAUGAUUUCGAAAAGUAUAAAGAGAGGAAAACGAAUCAGUUGUCAUCGGAGUUGAAAGAGCGAUUAGGGAUCUCUGUUGAGAAAGACAGUGUUCCUGAUGAGAAAGUUGAUAUUAGCUCACCGAAGGAUAGAGUGAAGGAACGAAGCGGUCAUGUCUCCCCCAAAAAACCAGAUGAGCAUCGCAACAUCUCGUCAACCACUGCUCUAUCAAGAGACAGAAGUAGCAUACCGCGUCGUGAUUUCUCUAACAUUCAAGACAGGACAUCGAAAGACCCGAGAAGUCAAGAUAGCCGACAUAGUGGUGAAGUGGAGAAGCACAGCAGA